GGAACUUCUGAAUUGAGAGGUUCGAUGGUACAGAUUUCAGUUGGUGAAAGAUGCAAAUUGAAGAUUUGCUGGUUUAGAAAGAUUUGGACGUGGUAUUGGGUGACAAGCCAGAAAAGAUGUCGGAUGCAGAUUGGGCACGUUUGGAUCAAAAAGCUAUGUCCGUGAUCCGUCUCUCGUUGACCAAGAAUGUUGCGUUCAACAUUCUGAAGGAGAAGACAGCGAAGGGAAUUAUGGAAGCGUUGUCUAACAUGUACGAGAAGCCAUCUGCAGCGAACAAAAUUUUUCUGAUAAGAGAGCUGGUGAACACAAGGAUGAGAGAAGGCACUUCAGUUACCGAGCAUAUCAACAAGUUGAAUUCGAUCUUAGCCAGACUUUUGUCAGUGGGCAUUAAGUUCGAUGAUGAAGUUCAAGCUUUGCUACUGCUAUCAUCUUUACCUGAUAGUUGGUCCGGAACGGUCACAACGGUUACCGAUUCAGUGGGACCUGAUGGAUUCACCUUUGAUCAGAUUCGAGAUCUCGUUGUUGGCAAGGAUGUGAGAAGAAAGAGUUCGGAGGAGUCAUCUGGUGAAUUGCUUCAUGUUGGUAGAGGUAGAAGAAAUAGCAGAGGUAGUGGGAGCAGGAACAGACAAAGGAGUCAGUCGAAGACUCGUGACAGCUCAGGUGUAACGUGCUCGAAGUGCAAGGAGGUAGGGAAUUUUAGGAAUCAAUGUCCGAAUGAUAAGAAAGUAAACAUUGCUCAAGGCUCUGCGAGUGACGAGGAGGUCGCUCUGACUUGCUAUGAGGAAAACAAUGUGGAUUCCUGUGUCAUGGAUUCUAGUGCUUCAUUUCAUGCCACCCACAGCGGUGAAGCAUUGCAGAAUGUGGUUAUUAGAGACUUUGGAAAGGUACGACUAGCAGACGACAGAGCUCUUGAUGUGACGGGCAUGGGUGACAUAGUGCUGGAGACCCCAGUCGGUUUCCGGACUUUGAAGGAUGUCAAAGUUGUUCCAGCCUUGAAGAAAAGUUUGAUUUCUGUCAAGCAGUUGGACGAACAAGGACACAAGGUGAAGUUUAGAGAUGGGCAAUGGAAGGUUGUGAAGGGAAAUCUUGUCAUGGCCCGUGGAAGGAAGAGAGGUUCAUUGUAUAUGAUCAAGUUCCCAUAUGAGGGAGUGACCGUCCCAGUUCAGAAGAAAAUGAAGUCCGAUUCACAGAGUCUCGUGGGCAGAAUAAGGUUGUCUGUGCAAGAGAGAAACCUAGAGCCACUGGUCAGACUCAGGAUGAACGAGCGUGGGAAGGUUCAAGGGGGCCAGUCAGAGGAUGUUCCAGGAUCCGGCAGUGUGCGCCUGCAGUGGGAGCCGUUAGGGACCGAGGACGAGGCCACUGCAACAAGAGAGCUGAGGAAGAUUACUCGAUGUACAGGGAAUCGUGGUGGAUGGCAGUUGAUGACUAUCAAGCCUCCAAGUGGGAGAAUGUUGGGUGAAACACCCAAAGAUGAUGCAUUAAGAAGCAACCCAACUACUGAUUAUUUUGAAGAUGCUGAGGAACUAUCCACGGAGGACCAUCUGGACCGUUCCUGGAGGAACGGUCGACCACCGGGAAAUGGAGACGCAGAAGACCUACAGACGGUCGACCUAGUGGACCGUGCUGAUGACCACGGUCGAUCGUCGGAAGGGCAGAAUGACGGGUCUUCAGGAGAUGAAUCAAUGGUCGACCGCGUCAUAGAGGACGGUCGACCGUCCCCGAGGCAGAAACUUGAUGAUCCAGCGCAGCUACAGACGGUCGACCCCGUGGACCGUUCCACGAAUGGCGGUCGACUGUCCACUUUCCAGUAGGCAGUGGAGAGGCUGGGGCGUAGUCAACGAGAAAGACGCCCAAAUGCCCUUAAACUAUAAAUAGUUUAAUGCAGAACACAAGAAUCGAUAAUCCACCCUAUGAGUCAUGUGGAUUACGUACCAACCGAACAGUGAACUGUCGGGUGGGUGAUAUCCGUUCUGGAUCCCUCAUUAGAUAUAUCUAGGGGUUUACCUCGAAGCGUAAGGUAGGUUUUGACGAUUUUCCGGCGAAACUUCCGGCGACUCUAUCUUACUGCUCCGACGACCUCACACAAAGAUGACAGCACCACUGCGUUCUACACACUCAAAGCUAACUCUCAGAAGCAAUUUGGAAAGAAAUGGUGAAGAAUUGGGUAGGAAGAGGUGGUCCUUAUAUAGCCUUAGUGAAGAGGAAGCAGACACGGUGAUGACAUCCUUUCG
Molecule: messenger RNA, 2231 nt
Organism: Cuscuta campestris
Lineage: Eukaryota; Viridiplantae; Streptophyta; Magnoliopsida; Solanales; Convolvulaceae
Source: the annotation of a GenBank genome assembly